Aureococcus anophagefferens is the source of this 1068-nucleotide messenger RNA. RefSeq lists its product as hypothetical. NCBI's taxonomy places the organism in Eukaryota, Pelagophyceae, Pelagomonadales, Pelagomonadaceae. The transcript has a single exon. The record is from RefSeq and is a predicted model, not a curated record. Bases 1 to 1068 code for a protein of 355 amino acids.
AUGGUGCGCUCGAUGGGCAGUGUCGGCAGCCUCGUCGUCCUCCUCGCCACCUUUCUGCGGACGGCGUCGCGGCCGGGCCACGCGCCGGGGCGGCGCGGGCGCCGGCCGCUCGACGCGGUCGAGCACAACCGCACGUCGAAGCGGCGGAACGCGUCGGCCGCCAACGCCACGCGAGAAAAGUUCGUCUUCUUCGUCAACAUGUGGAACGCGACGCAGCCCUGCGGCGAGCCGGCGCCGGACAUGACGCUCAUCACGGGCACGGGCCGCGCGGGCACGUCGUUCCUCAUCGCGCUGCUCACGCGGCUCGGGCUGCCGACGGGCUACGGCGAGACGGACGUGCGCACCGCGGCCGCGCGGCGGAGCCACGCGGGCCUCGAGCGGAGCAUCCGCAUGUGCCGCGACGAGCGCAACCGGUCCGUCGCCGUCGACGCCGCGAACGGCUCCGUGCGGGUCGUCAAGAGCCCGUGGUACGCGGCCCCCGAGCUCCGGCCGCACUGGCUCACCGCGACGAACAUCCGGCGCGUCGUCGUGCCCCUGCGCGAGCUCAAGCAGGUCGCGCGGAGCCGCGAGCGCCACGCCCACGGCAACGGCGGCUUCUGGCGCGGCGCGGAGAACGCGGACGCGCAGCAGCGCAAGGACGCGGAGCUCCUCGCGGGCCUCUUCUACGACCUCGAGAUGGCGGACAAGGCCACGACGACGCUGGCCUUCCCGCGGUCCGCGCGCGACGAGGCCUACUGCCGCGCGAAGCUCGGCUGGCUCCUCGACGAGUACGGCGUCGACGCGCGCGCCUUCAACCGGUCCUACCGCGCGACGGCCAACCGGUCCAUGACGCGCGACCGCGACCGGGCGCCGCCGCCGGAGCCGACCUUCUGGUGGUCGGGCUACGACCACGCCAACUGGACCUGGCCCGCGUGGCAGGGCUGGAACGCGACGCCGGCCGCGCGGCCCGCGGCCGCCGCGCGCCCGGCCGGCCCGGGCGCCGGGCGCGCGCGCGAGCGGGACCGCGACGCGCGCCGCGAGCGCAAGAAGGCGAAGCGCCGCGGCAGUCGGACCUUCUUCCCGCUGUAA